Mesorhabditis belari is the source of this 219-nucleotide messenger RNA. NCBI's taxonomy places the organism in Eukaryota, Metazoa, Nematoda, Chromadorea, Rhabditida, Rhabditidae. The record is from the annotation of a GenBank genome assembly.
AUGCAUUGCAGAGACUGUCCCAAUGGCGAUGGAAAUGGCAGACAUUGGAUCAUCAGAUCGUCAAGACAAUCACAAGGACAAUCUGUUUCCCAACUACAAUAUUUCCACUUCUCUAUUUGCUGUCUUUGCUUCUACAAGCUAUCUGGUAGAAAUAGUGAUGCUAGGGUGGUCCUGAAUAAGAAAAUGUGGAAAAAUGGCGAAAAACGAGGGACAAAUGGA